Molecule: messenger RNA, 327 nt
Organism: Coccidioides posadasii C735 delta SOWgp
Lineage: Eukaryota; Fungi; Ascomycota; Eurotiomycetes; Onygenales; Onygenaceae
Product: mitochondrial 54S ribosomal protein mL60
Cellular component (GO): mitochondrial large ribosomal subunit
Molecular function (GO): structural constituent of ribosome
Source: RefSeq, a predicted model, not a curated record
AUGUUCAAGCCCACUUCUCCCGUAAUGGGAGGUCUGCUAUGGAAAAUCCCCUGGCGCCUCUCAUCCAUGCAAAAAGCCCGGCAGCGCAAGCGCUUACGAGCAGUAGACAAAGUCGUUGACACCGUGAAUGCAGCUCUCCAGCGCAACGGCGGAAAGAGCGCCAAGGCGGUUGAACGAUGGUAUAGAGAAAUGCCGAGAGAAGAGGAGAUGUUGCCGAAGGAUAAAUAUACGAUCUUCGAUCGGAAGGAGAAGACGUACAGAAAGGGAAUACAUAAGCUUCCAAAGUGGACUCGAGUGAGCCAGAGAGUCAACCCCCCGGGGUUUUAG